This is a messenger RNA of Strongylus vulgaris, 699 nucleotides long. NCBI's taxonomy places the organism in Eukaryota, Metazoa, Nematoda, Chromadorea, Rhabditida, Strongylidae. The record is from the annotation of a GenBank genome assembly.
UGGAAGUGUCGUGAUUAUCGCGAAGAUGAUCACUCAGACCGUGACCACAUACUGGACUUUACCGAAGUCCGAGAACGAGAAAUCACGACUGAGACUACUAAUAUCGUCGAUAAAGCGCCUUCAAAUGAGAGGACUGCGGAGUCAAAAUCCAGCCACGAGGUGAAGGAGUCUUCCACGAUUGUGGUCACCUCUAUUGCCCCAGCGCCUACAACCCCACAACGUGCGAAUACUCCUCGUGAAGCAACUGAGCGUGCGAUGCGAGAUCUGGAAAGAGGACAUCAGGCCAAGAUCCUUUCCUUGGAUAAUGAUGCUGUGGCUCCAGCUCUGGCUAAACAGAUGAUACCAGGAGCUGAGGGCGCCACUACGCCGGCAGAUGAGGACCAUCCACCUCCUGGCAAUGGAGCAACCGUGCCAACACCGAAUGUGGUUGCGAUCGACAAUAAGAUAGAGCAAGCCAUGGACCUAGUGAAAACUCAUCUGACAUUCGCCGUUCGUGAAGAGGUGGAGGUGUUGCGGCAGACGAUUGCCGAACUCGAACAGCGGGUUGCAUCCCUGGAAAGUGAGAAUCAGCUGCUGCGACAGUACGCGCCAGCAGACGUUCUGGCCAACAUCAGCACCUUAGUCCAGCAGAGAAAACUCGCCAGCGCCGCUGCACCACCAGCCCAAAAUCCACCCGUUGUUGCUCCUCCGAAGAAAUAA